AUGCGAUUGGUGCAGGCCCAUCUUGCUCCGUGCUGCUCCAUUUGGCCGGGCAGAACCAGUGCUGGGUCAGCCUCCGUGGUCCCUGGAGAGGAGGAGGUCUUCCUGGGGGCAGCAGACGCCACACCCGUCAGCAGGACCCGGCCUCCAGGAAGACCCCCACUCCAGGAAGACCCCCGCUCCAGGAAGACCCCCAAUCCAGGAAGACCCCCAAUCCAGGAAGACCCCCACUCCAGGAAGACCCCCACUCCAGGAAGACCUCAGCCUCCAGGAAGACCCCCCCACUCCAGGAAGACCCCCGCUCCAGGAAGACCUCAGCCUCCAGGAAGACCCCCACUCCAGGAAGACCCCCGCUCCAGGAAGACCCCCAAUCCAGGAAGACCCCCACUCCAGGAAGACCCCCACUCCAGGAAGACCCCUGCUCCAGGAAGACCCCCACUCCAGGAAGACCCCCCGCUCCAGGAAGACCCCAGCCUCCAGGAAGACCCUGGCCUCCAGGAAGACCCCCGCUCCAGGAAAAACCCAGCCUCCAGGAAGACCCCUGCUCCAGGAAGACCCCCGCUCCAGGAAGAACUCAGCCUCCAGGAAGACCCCCGCUCCAGGAUGCCCCCCACUCCAGGAAGACCCCAGCCUCCAGGAAGACCCCCACUCCAGGAAGACCCCAGCCUCCAGGAAGACCCCCACUCCAGGAAGAACUCAGCCUCCAGGAAGACCCCUGUUCCAGGAAGACCCCCGCUCCAGGAAGACCCCCACUCCAGGAAAAAACCCACUCCAGGAAGACCCCAGCCUCCAGGAAGACCUCAGCCUCCAGGAAGACCCCCACUCCAGGAAGACCCCCACUCCAGGAAGACCCCAGCCUCCAGGAAGAUCUCAGCCUCCAGGAAGACCCCCACUCCAGGAAGACCCCAGCCUCUAGGAAGACCCCAGCCUCCAGGAAGACCCCCACUCCUCCAGGAAGACCCCCACUCCAGGAAGACCCCUGCUCCAGGAAGACCUCAGCCUCUAGGAAGACCCCCGCUCCAGGAAGACCCCAGCCUCCAGGAAGAACCCUGCUCCAGGAAGACCCCAGCCUCCAGGAAGACCCCCACUCCAGGAAGACCCCCGCUCCAGGAAGACCCCCACUCCUCCAGGAAGACCCCCACUCCAGGAAGACCCCCACUCCAGGAAGACCCCCACUCCUCCAGGAGGACCCCAGCCUCCAGGAAGACCCUUCAGAGCUUCGCAGCCAUGUGUCUUUUUUUCCAAUAG
Messenger RNA from Dipodomys spectabilis (banner-tailed kangaroo rat), 1245 nucleotides. RefSeq names its product basic salivary proline-rich protein 4-like. Lineage: Eukaryota; Metazoa; Chordata; Mammalia; Rodentia; Heteromyidae. The transcript has a single exon. Bases 1 to 1245 code for a protein of 414 amino acids. The record is from RefSeq and is a predicted model, not a curated record.